AUGUCAACACUCAACACAGGUCCUAUCUGGUCGUCAUAUUACUUACGGUUCCCGGCUACUUCCGGCAUUGACGAUACAAAUUUGAUACCCGGGGAACCAAUCACAAUGAUGGACUAUGUAUACAACUGGUUAUACCGAGACUUUGAGAUCGAUUUGAAAGGCGCCACCACACCAGCAGAAGCCGCUACACUUCUAACACCAAGUGAACUACACAGCCGUCUUAUACCCCCAGGUUGGGAUGAUACAGAUACAUUGAAGCUUUUGACCUGGUAUAUGACAAAGCGUCAAACACCAGACAUGUACAAACCAUGCUCACAGGUAUCAUCUCUGACCACAGGUAUAGUACCCCCUAUUGGGGUGGACGAUAUGUGGCAACCUUUUUCUUUCUACGAAAGCUAUUGGAAUGAAGGCGUUCUUCAGAAUUUAUUCUUGAACGAUUUCUAUAUUUUUCUGGACUAUCAAGUCGGAUGGUUAUACCGAGACUUUGAGAUCGAUUUGAAAGGCGCCACCACACCAGCAGAAGCAGUAUCUUUGGUUACAGAGAUUCAUCCCACAGUUGACAUUGGAACUAUCAGCAACUCUGACAAGUUGAAUUUUUUUCACUGGUAUUUGGGCAGGAAUGACAAGGUUUACGCCCCAUGCGAACCCGAACCAUUUCCUAGACCCCCUACAUUGAUUUCUAGAUCCGGUGAAGGAGAAGCUGACAUUUAUAUAAAAGACACUACUUACCAAAAUGGCAUUCCCAUUGUCACCGACAGGAAAGAAUGCAACGAAUGUUUUCACAAAUCAAUGUUAUAUGAAUAUAAAGAUACAAUCCUCAUUCGAUUUUGGGGAGCUCCGACAUCGGUUAAGAUUCGCGCUGAAUUCAUAACUAACCGCGAGUACCAAAUCGUGGAAGGAACAAAGUUUGGACAAUUUCAAACAUUUAAUAAAGGACACAAUCGCGCCAAACACGCCAGUGCGAGACACGCCGUCCGAAGAGACCCCGGUUUGGCUUCAGCCACAAAACUGAAAAGGAAGAAACCAUACAUCCCAGGUCAUUAG
Molecule: messenger RNA, 1044 nt
Organism: Seminavis robusta
Lineage: Eukaryota; Bacillariophyta; Bacillariophyceae; Naviculales; Naviculaceae
Source: the annotation of a GenBank genome assembly